Lepus europaeus (European hare) is the source of this 2009-nucleotide messenger RNA. RefSeq names its product NSE4 homolog A, SMC5-SMC6 complex component (gene NSMCE4A). The record is from RefSeq and is a predicted model, not a curated record. Gene Ontology annotation, biological process: DNA repair. Gene Ontology annotation, cellular component: nucleus; Smc5-Smc6 complex. The coding region runs from base 16 to 996 and encodes 326 amino acids. NCBI's taxonomy places the organism in Eukaryota, Metazoa, Chordata, Mammalia, Lagomorpha, Leporidae. The transcript is spliced from 9 exons.
CGGCCAAUUGGCGCGAUGUCCGGCGACAGCAGCGGCCGCCGGCCCGAGGGCCGGGGCCGGGGCCGGGACCCGCACCGCGAUCGCACCCGCUCCCGCUCGCGGUCCCCGCUGUCGCCCGCGUCCCGCCGCCGCGAGGCCCCGGAGCGCCCGAGCCUGGACGAGACGGAGCCGUCGGACUCCGGGGACGAGAUGAUGGACCCGGCCAGCCUGGAGGCGGAGACGGACCACGGCCUGUGCCGCCAGAUCCGCCAUCAGUACCGGGCGCUCAUCAACUCCGUGCAACAAAACCGGGAGGAUAUACUGAACGCCAGCGACAAGUUAACGGAGGUCCUCGAGGAGGCCAACACGCUGUUCAAUGAAGUGUCCCGGGCAAGAGAAGCAGUCCUCGACGCGCAUUUUCUUGUUCUGGCCUCGGACUUGGGCAAAGAGAAAGCGAAGCAGCUGCGCUCGGAUCUGAGCUCGUUCGACAUGUUACGAUACGUUGAGACUCUACUGACACAUAUGGGUGUAAAUCCACUAGAAGCUGAAGAACUCAUCCGUGAUGAAGAUAGUUCUGAUUUUGAAUUCAUAGUCUAUGACUCCUGGAAAAUAUCAGGCAAAACAGCAGAAAACACCUUUAAUAAAACCCAUACAUUCCACUUUCUGUUGGGUUCAAUACAAGGAGAGUGCCCUGUGCCAAAGCCGCGCGUCGAUCGUCCAAGGAAAGUUCGCAUGAUAGAAGAGCAGCGAGCGAUGCCUGCCGAGUUAAAAAGAAUGGAAGAAUCUCAUCAAGAAGCAACAGAAAAAGAAGUGGAGCGAAUCCUGGGGCUGUUACAGACAUAUUUUCGAGAAGACCAACCUGUUAGUAAUGAAGAAAACGAGGAGAUUGACCAGAACACCCAAAUCAGGAAUCAGGGGAUCAUAGCUCUGAGUUACCGGGACUGGGAGGAGAUCGUGAGGACGUUUGAGAUUUCUGAGCCUGUGAUUGCUUCGGGCCAGAGCCAGCAGAGUGCUUGACAGGAGCGGAAGGACUCCAAUGGAUGGUGAAAUCCGAAAAGGAAAGUAGCAUGUAUUGUAUAUAUUGUAUGAUUACGCAUUUUUAAAGGAACAUUGUUUUUUGUAACAUGUUAGCUUUUGAUAGGUAAUGAAUUUGUCAUAGUUGUCUUUGAUUAAAGGAAACUCACUGCCAUAUUCACAGCUGGUUGUGGCUAUCCUUCUUUUUCUGAUCACAGGAGAGUUUCUCCUUUUCCCGGUCCUGUCCCCUGGAGAGCCCUGCCCCGUGGCUCACUGUGGGUCCUCUCCCGCUCCCGCUGUCAAGUUGCGAGUCAAGUCAACAACUAGGUGGUACCGUGUGGAACUGUUUGUAUAGGCAGCCAGUGAAAGGUCGAGGAUCCGUGGUUGCACAGUUCAGCCUGUGAUGCACAGCCAGGAAGCAGUUCAGUCUCCUGGCAGGCGGGCUGGACCGCUUCGCCAGCAGCGCCAUCACUGGACCCAUCCUAACGUGCGCUACUCUCAUCUCUGCUGGGCCUUGCGGUACUCUGGGUCUUCGGCAGUUCCUGCUCCCAUUCCGCAGCAUUUUCUUUUCCUGCUUUCUCCCUCCUUCCCUCUGGCCCGGGGGCAGGGGUGUCUGCUCCUGGAAGACUCUGGUCCAUCAGUCAUCCCAGCUGCUCUGUCUGCUGUUUGCUCGCCUCUCAUCUUAAAAUGAAUUUGCUGUGACUCAAGUCACUGUCCCAUCUCCUAUUAAGUAAGAAUCACUGGGCCCGGUGCUGUGGCUCAGCGGGUUAACGCCCUGGCCUCAAGCGCCGACAUCCCAUAUGGGUGCUGGUUCUAGUUCCGGCUGCUCCUCUUCAGAUCCAGCUCUCUGCUAUGGCCUGGGAAAGCAGUAAAAGAUGGCCCAAGUCCUUGGGCCCCUGCAUCCGUGUGGGAGACCCGGAAGAAGCUCCUGGCUUCGGAUCAGCGCAGUUCCAGCUGUUGCAGCCAACUGGGGAGUGAACCAUCGGAUGGAAGAACUCUCUCUUUCUGCCUCUCCU